GGCAAGCAUGAGUUAAGCAUACUAAACUGCAUCAGGUGCUCAGACCUUGAACGGACAUUGCUUUCGUUCCAGUUUAGCAGGUUACUUCAAAGGCUGUAAAACUAUCAGUCUUCUCCGAGUUAAUUCAUCCCUUUCUUUGCCUGUCAUGAUGCAGAGGUUCAACAAAUCUAAAACAUCCAAGCAUUCUCAGAAAUCCAGAUGGAGCAGUGAAAGGAGAGCCAUGAUGCGGGGGCAGGUUGGGGCCAAGCCCAGGAGACAAGCUUUACGGGGAGCUGGAUACCUGUUUCGAGCUCAGUCUUCCCCCUGCCUUUCUGUGACUGAGGAGGUUUUUCUAGAAUCUGCAGAGUAUGGCAAUAUUCCUGAAGUGAGGAGGAUGCUCGAGGAGCUUCCACACCUGAACAUAAAUUGUGUAAACUACAUGGGUCAGAAUGCACUACAGCUGGCUGUUGCCAAUGAACAUUUAGAAGUUACUAAGCUUCUGCUUAAGGAGAAAGAUCUUGCUAGAAUAGGGGAUGCUUUGCUGUUAGCUAUCAGUAAAGGUUACAUUCGCAUAGUAGAGGCCAUAUUGAGCCAUGAAGCCUUUGCAGACGGCCAGAGACUGACGAACAGCCCCAGCCAGGCAGAGACACAUGACAACUUUUUUUCUUAUGAUGAGGAUGGUGCACGUUUCCCUCAUGACAUCACUCCCAUCAUCCUGGCUGCCCAGUGCCAUGAGUAUGAAAUAGUUCAUAUACUUCUUUUGAGAGGGGCCCGUAUAGAGCGACCCCAUGACUACUUCUGUCAGUGCAUGGCCUGUAUUGAGCAUCAGUGGCAUGACUCUUUUAGCCAUUCACAAUCCCGCAUUAAUGCAUAUAAAGGUCUAGCCAGUCCAGCAUAUCUUUGCCUUUCCAAUGAAGACCCUGUGAUGGCAGCUCUGGAACUAAGCAAUGAACUUGCAGUUUUAGCCAACACUGAGAAGGAGUUCAAGAAUGAUUACAAGAAACUGUCCAUGCAGUGUAAAGACUUUGUAGUGGGGCUCCUGGAUUUGUGCCGAAAUACAGAGGAAGUGGAGGCCGUCUUAAAUGGGGACACUGAAUCAGGUGCUAACUCUGAAAUCUUUGGGAGACAAAACCUCAUCAGAUUAAAACUUGCAGUAAAAUAUGAAGUUAAAAAGUUUGUAGCACAUCCAAACUGCCAACAGCAACUGCGCUCCAUCUGGUAUGAAAAUUUGUCUGGACUACGCCAGCAGACAAUAGCAGUUAAAAUUCUUCUUGUCCUUGGAGUAGCUGUCGGUUUGCCUGUCCUGGCUUUUAUUUACUGGAUAGCACCUUCAAGUAAGUUAGGAAAAAUCAUGCGUGGACCCUUCCUGAAGUUUGUGGCCCAUGCAGCCUCGUUUAUGAUAUUUCUUUGUCUAUUGGUGCUGAACGCAGCAGACCGCUUUGCAGGAACAUCACUUCUGCCUAACAUGACCACCCACGAUUACCCCUCACAACUCUUUCGGAUGAAGACAACCCCCUUCACCUGGAUGGAGAUUCUCAUCAUUUCUUGGGUCAUAGGGAAAAUAUGGGAAGCAUGUAAAGACAUUUGGUCUCAAGACAUCAGAGAAUACAUCUCAGAACCCUGGAACCUGCUUGACUUCAGUAUUUUGGCCAUUUUUAUGACUUCUUUCAUUGCCAGGUUAAUGGCUUUCUGGCAUGCACAUUCUGCCCAGUGUUAUAUUGACAAGCACUAUGGUGACCUGUCCAACAUGACCUUGCCCAUCGAGAUACAAUAUUUCCAGCUGGCAAGAAUCCACUGGAUUCCAUCAGACCCACAGCUUAUUUCUGAAGGCCUCUAUGCAAUUGCUGUAGUGCUGAGUUUUUCUCGAAUUGCAUACAUACUGCCUGCCAAUGAGAGGUUUGGACCUCUGCAGAUUUCUCUGGGAAGAACAAUGAAGGAUAUCUUUAAAUUUAUGGUGAUUUUUAUCACAGUUUUUGUGGCAUUCAUGGUGGGGAUGUUCAAUCUGUAUUCAUACUACCUUGGAGCUAAACACAACAGUGCUUUUACAACGGUUGAAGAAAGUUUUAAAACGCUCUUUUGGGCCAUCUUUGGACUAUCAGAAGUAAAAUCUGUGGUUAUCAACAUCAACCAUAAAUUCAUUGAGAAUAUAGGUUAUGUUCUGUAUGGAAUAUACAACAUCAUCAUGGUGAUUGUCUUGCUGAAUAUGCUCAUAGCAAUGUUUAACAGCUCCUUCCAAGAAAUUGAGGAUGAUGCUGAUGUUGAAUGGAAAUUUGCUCGAGCCAAACUGUGGUUCGCCUACUUUGAGCAUGGUAGCACACUGCCGGUGCCCUUCAACCUCGUACCCAGCCCCAAGUCUAUAGUUUCCCUCUUACUGGGAAUAAAGGAAUUUCUCUGUAAUCUAUCUUCAGGCAAAAACAAAGAAAAUUCAAACGAUGAGCUGGAGCUAAACAAUUUAAGGCAAUAUGAAGGAUUGGACUGGAAGUCUCUUCCUCAGUCUCAUCAUCAAGAAGUAAUGAACUGCCUCAUCAAAAGAUACAUCUUAAAAGCACAAACAGAUAAAGAUAAUGACGAAGUGAAUGAGGGUGAACUGAAGGAGAUUAAACAAGACAUUUCCAGUCUUCGUUAUGAGCUGCUAGAAAGAGGGAAUCAUGACAUGAAGACACUAGCAGAGCUCAUCAGGCAGCUGGAAGAGGUCAUGCAUUUUGAGCAGAAAGAAGAGAAGAAGCCUGAUCCGGAUAUACUCGCUUAGAAAUAUGUAAACAGAGAUGUAGUGAUUACAUAGUGAUUACAUGUAGUGAUUGAUAAAGUA
Molecule: messenger RNA, 2788 nt
Organism: Melanotaenia boesemani (Boeseman's rainbowfish)
Lineage: Eukaryota; Metazoa; Chordata; Actinopteri; Atheriniformes; Melanotaeniidae
Gene: trpc6b
Product: transient receptor potential cation channel, subfamily C, member 6b
Exons: 13
Coding region: 146-2728 (860 amino acids)
Biological process (GO): calcium ion transmembrane transport; regulation of cytosolic calcium ion concentration; manganese ion transport
Cellular component (GO): cation channel complex; membrane
Molecular function (GO): protein binding; inositol 1,4,5 trisphosphate binding; store-operated calcium channel activity
Source: RefSeq, a predicted model, not a curated record